AUGGCAACUAUUAUUGUAAACAAUGAACACAUAAAAGAUAACUCUUGUGUAUUAAAAGAGCACUCUCACGGUCCUGAUCCAAUCAAAACUGAAUGUAAAAAAAUUAAAGAAAAUAUCAAAAAAGCUGCAAAAGAUUACAAAGAUCCACAUAAAAUUUAUCAAGAACAAAUAUCCGGUACGCCUUUAAUUAUUUCAUCUCAAAUAACUAAAAAUAUGUCAAAACUACUAAUUAAGAGACAAAGAAAAGGAGAAUUAACAGAACCGUGCUCUUUGAGAGAUUUAAACUUACCACCAGAGUUGAAAAAAACAUUAUCUGGACAAGAAUUUUAUAUUAAAGAUAUUGGUAGUGACACAGAUAAAAUUAUUAUAUUAUCUACCAUCGAAAACUUACGAUAUUUAAGUGAGUCUCAAUUUUGGUUGGCUGAUGGAACUUUCAAGUCUUGCCCUGGACUUUUUAAACAAAUUUACACGAUACAUGGAAAUAUUAAAAAAGGAAAUGGGACUAUUUGUGUACCGUUAGUUUUUAGUUUAAUGGUCAAGCAAACAGAAAAUGCGUACAGAACAAUGUUUUUAGAAUUAAAUAAUUUUGCUUUAGAAAAUGAUAUAAAUUUAACAAGAAAUUCUAAUUUAGAAAUUAUAACAGACUUUGAAAAAGCAGCCAUUAACGCGAUAAACGAUGUAUUUCCAUCCGCUUUUCACUCGGCUUGUUUUUUUCAUUUCUCACAAAAUAUAUACCGACAUAUUCAAAAAGAAGGUUUGGCAACGAAAUACAUCGAAGAUUUCAAUUUCAAUCUACUUUGUCGCCAUCUUCCAGCAUUGGCAUUUCUCCCUAUAACAAAGGUCAUCGAAGGUUGGGAAAAAAUUAAACCAUUAUUUUCAAAUGACGAUCGUGAACAAAAACUGUUGGAAUACUUUGAAUCAACUUACAUUGGAAAACCAUUCAUGAGAUUGCGUGGACGAACCCGAAAACCUCCGAUGUUUUCUUUAGAGUUAUGGUCAGUUGCUGCACGUGUGGAGGUUGAAUUGCCACGAACAACUAACAUUGUUGAAUCAUGGCACAGUCGCCUGAAUAAGUUAACAUCCAGGAAGCCAGGUGUAUAUAAACUGAUUACCCAAUUUCAGCACAUUCAGAACGAGACAGAAAGUUCGAUCGAACAGUUAAUUCAAAACAGAUUUCCAAAAAAGUUCAAAGAGUCCAAACAACAACGAGAAGAACAUGAUCAUAUAGUUAGUAAUCCAAAAUUACCAUAA
This is a messenger RNA of Aphis gossypii (cotton aphid), 1251 nucleotides long. RefSeq lists its product as uncharacterized. The coding region runs from base 1 to 1251 and encodes 416 amino acids. The transcript is spliced from 5 exons. The record is from RefSeq and is a predicted model, not a curated record. NCBI's taxonomy places the organism in Eukaryota, Metazoa, Arthropoda, Insecta, Hemiptera, Aphididae.